This is a messenger RNA of Argentina anserina (silverweed cinquefoil), 1362 nucleotides long. RefSeq lists its product as uncharacterized. The transcript is spliced from 2 exons. Gene Ontology annotation, biological process: regulation of transcription by RNA polymerase II. Lineage: Eukaryota; Viridiplantae; Streptophyta; Magnoliopsida; Rosales; Rosaceae. Gene Ontology annotation, molecular function: transcription coactivator activity. The record is from RefSeq and is a predicted model, not a curated record. Gene Ontology annotation, cellular component: SAGA complex. Bases 254 to 1231 code for a protein of 325 amino acids.
AUAAAGUACUUAUCAGAAUACAGAAAUAGCUUCCAAACAAAACAGGGCAAAUAAUCCAGACAGACUUCACUUCACUUCACUUCUUCAAGCCAUUGACUUGAACCCCUAAAUCCACUCAGAUGGGCAUUGUCUGAAAAUUUUGGGCUUUGGUAUUUGGAUUGAAGAUCUUGCAUUUUGUCAUUUGGGUGUUUCACUUUGGAGAAUUCAUGUUAAUUUGAGAUGUGGUGUUGUUGAAUUGUAAGAAGCUGAGGGGAUGAAGAUGUUGCCCAAUCAAAGCUUUUCUCGUGUUGACACUUUGGAGUUGAAAUCGAAGAUUAUUCAAAAGAUUGGGCAUGAGAGAGCUGAGGAAUACUUAGAACUGAUCAGAAGAUUGUUUAGUUUGAAGAUUAGUAAGUGUGAUUUCAACAAGUUGUGCAUUAAGAUUAUUGGAAGGGACAAUCUCCCCCUUCAUAACCAGCUUAUUAGAUCGAUCAUCAAGAAUGCACACCAUGCAACAGCUCCACCCUCAAAAAGUUUUAGGAAACCCGGAAACACUCUUACUGUGAAAGUUCCAAGUGAAAAUAAGAAGAAUGGUGAUGCAAUUCCUCAAUCCCCUCUGACUGGGAGGUCUGCAGUUAAUGGAGACCACAAGUUUCGUGAUCGUCCAAGUCCUUUGGGGCCAAAUGGGAAGUCCCAAGCCUAUGAAAAAUCAGGUUCUAAAGCACAAGUACAGCAAAGUGCUACUGAAUUGCUUUCACUUGGUAGUAGGCCUCCAAUUGAAGUAGCCUCAGUGGAAGAUGGAGAAGAGGUUGAACAGGCUGCAGGAAGCCCAAGUAUUCACAGUAGAAGCCCCGUAACUGCUCCUUUUGGUGUAUCUAUGAAUUUGGGUGGAUCACGCAAAUUUCUCCAUAGUGGAUCAGUAUGCCGUACCUACCACCUGGAAAACUGUCAAAACUGCAAUGAGCUACCUGAUACAAGAUCAUUAAAAAGUCGUUUGGAGCGGAAAUUGCAGAGGGAGGGCUUGAAUGCUUCUGUUGACUGUGUUAACCUAUUGAAUAAUGGAUUAGAUGCUUAUCUGAAGAGAUUAAUUGAACCUUGUAUAAGGUUUGCUGGGAUGAAGGGCAAACGAUUGGAUUCUACUCGUGCAACGAUAUUAGAUUUUCGGGCUGCAGUGGAGUUAAAUCCGCAGAUACUCGGUGAAGAUUGGGGCAUACAACUUGAAAAGGUUGUUUUGCGUGCUUCUGAAGAUUGAAAUAAAUUGUAUACACACAUUCAAUAGUUGGUGUGAUCCUGAAGUGGGAUAUUACACCCUCCUUUAGUCAUGGUUCAGUAUUUUGAACCCUUAAUUUGACCUUACAUGAAUCUCCGCUGCCUCUUGUCAUC